CUUCAGAUGUUUGAGACGCUUUAAAGAGUUGAUGAUUUGACAAUGCCGACCUUUCUUCUUCACUUCCUGGUGAUGGUGGUUUCCCUCCCUGUUGUCAAGGCGAAGCCUGAGCCCAUCUCUGAGGACACAUGGCAGCCAUCCAACGAUUCUCCUCCUACCUCUUCCGGUCUGACCUUCGAUGGCCCUGGACGCAGUAUUUAUCCUGUGAUGGAAAACAUCACAACAGGGCCACAGGCUGGGGACCUGGAAGCAUACUGCCAGAUGCUGCUGCUGUCUCCGGUCCUGAUCCCCCAAGACCAGAUUCCCUGGUACUGCCUCUGCACAUACUGCCAGAGCAGCCGGGGCCCCAAAGGGGACCGGGGUGACCGAGGACUGCCAGGUAGUCCAGGAAGCCCUGGAAGAAGAGGGAUGGUGGGGUUCAGAGGUCCUCCAGGUUUUGUGGGCAGACAAGGGAUCAAAGGACAGAAAGGAGAUGACGGUCAGAAGGGAGACCAAGGAUCCCAGGGUCUUAUGGGUCCUAAAGGGGAUCGAGGCUUCAAAGGUGACAAAGGAGAACAAGGUUUGUUGGGACGUCCGGGUGAUCCGGGUCCGAAAGGAGAUGAUGGAGUCUGUCCAGAUGCCUGUGAGUCCAGCCAAGGUCCACCAGGACCACCUGGUCUGCCUGGCUCUGUAGGAAUCAGAGGUCUACCUGGCAGCCCAGGACCUGUAGGGCCCAAAGGCAUUAAAGGUGACAUGGGUGAUUCAGGUCUCCCUGGUGUCCCUGGAUCUCUGGGUGAGAAAGGAGAAACAGGACCCCAGGGGGAGUGUAACUGUACAGACGGGAUAGAUGGGAAUCCUGGGCAGAAGGGGGACAAGGGAGAUAAGGGAGACCAGGGACAGAUGGGGCUCACAGGGCAAAGCGGUCCACAAGGUGAUAAGGGAGACAUGGGGUUGAUGGGGAUGAUGGGUCUUCCUGGUCCCUGCAUGCCUGCCAUCCAGUCAGCCUUUUCUGCAGGACUGAUGUACAGUUAUCCCAUGCCCAACAAACCUGUGGCUUUCUCUCACGUUUACUACAACAUCCAGGGCAGUUACGACCCCAGCUCUGGCAUUUACACCGCCCCUGUCAAUGGCACCUAUGUUUUCAGCUACCAUGUUACAGUCCAUGAACGAGUCCUCAAAAUUGGCCUGUUCCAUAAUUUCUGGCCAGUUGUCAAAAAUACAGACCCCAGCUUGCAUGGGUCCACCUCUCAAUCAAUCAUCAUUCACCUGUCCCGUGGGGAUAGGAUGUGGAUUCAGGUUAAGGAUACAUUUAGUAAUGGCAUGUAUACCAGUUCAGAGUCCAGCAGUACUUUCUCUGGCUACCUCCUCUACCCAGACACAUGUGAUAUGGCUUUAACUAGAGCUCCCAUCCCCCCAAUGAUCACACCUGUGGAUGGAUACAGCUGGGGCGAUGACCCUGAGUCUAGCACCGCCAAACCCCAAACCUCACCUGCUGGUGGAGGAUCCAAUUAGCUUCAUUGAUGAAUAAAUGGCUUUGGUCACCUGUAGAAGGUGCAGUGCAAAAUAAAUUAUUUUAGACCACUGUAACACGUUACCCAUAAGAUGUUUUACACCAACCCACCAACAGACACAGCAUCAGGGUUAGUCCAGUCUUAUCUAGUCUAGACCACCACGAAAUACAGAUUAAUCAAACUGUAAGAUUAACUUUUCCCGAAUAAAGACGAUGUCAUUGAACCAACAUACUGUCACUCAUAACUCCUCAAUACUGCGGUUCGGUCAGUGACCCUGCACCACGUCCAAAAUCCUGUUACUUUCAAAAUAAACCACGAGUGGUUAACCUUGGGAACCUGCCACAUUUUGUUGAGGUUUAGGAAAGGAUUGUUACACUUACAUAUCUGACAUAGCUUUAGUAUAUUUUAUGUUACAUAAAUUAUGUAACAUAUAAGUUAUGAUUUCAGUCAAGCUGCAUAACUUGGGAGAAGUUAUUAAGAGUUAAGAGUUUUGGUUUUGCACAGGACAUGAACAGUAGUCUCCUGGGUUCUUUUUACCAUGUCACCUGACUUUGAUGACACAUCUAAACAUUAAGGGGCACAGGUGAGUCUGGUCAUGAUGCUCAAGGGGUACCACCAAUCCUCUGAGCAUAUAAACGAUCAAACUGCAUUAUUUCAGGAGUUGGGAGUAAUAGGCAGCCUUGAACAUCAUCAUCCCCUAGUUAAGUUCCAGUUCCGUAAGAAUAAAUCUCCACUAACCAGACUAUCAGAACAUGAACCCCUUUUAAGUGCAAACAAACACAUAUUUGCUUUGAUGCAGGUUACUUGAAGUGUCUUCACACCUGUGUUGUUUGGUCUGGUUGAAUUGGACUGUUCCCCCUUUGGUAAUAUUCACCUCAGCAGAUCUGAACACAACAAUCAGACCCUUUACAGGAAGUGGUCUCAUUCAGGUCACAAAUAAAUUCUGGAACAGCUUGUUUUUGGUGGUAACGUAAAGUGACCUAAGUCUGACCCACCAACUGAGAAAGUACGUCUGUAAUCAGCAAAUGUUUUGUGAGCUACAUACUAACGACAGAAUUGUGUUUUCUCUAAACAUGUCAAAGAAAACAUACUAAAAUACCAAAUCACAAAAUAUGUUGAUACUUAAUCUGUUAAAGGUUUUCACAGGUAACUGGGUUAGGGUUAGGGUUAGUCUCUUCUGCAGAACCGAAGAAGCCCUUUUGAUGAAAGGCAAAAUGUCUUCAAUAAACCUAGAAGUCCAGUUGAUACACCAUACUUUGGCACUGACCUGAUGACUAAUAACCUUCAUGGACAUGUUGAUACUGAAUGUAUCAGGAUCUCUGAUUAUGUAUUGCAUUUGUUUUCUGUCUGCUAACUACAGCUUUGACAUUAUUCCUGAACCCAGGACUCUGGUUUCAGUCCUGCUCUCUGUCAUCAAAACUAUGAAAACAAUCAUGAAAUAGUCUGUGAAAGUUCUCAGUCAUCCAGGUCAUUGUUUUUUGAGAAGAGUUUAAUCUUGGUCAUCUAGACCUGGUUGUGGAUGUCUCCUCCAAAAGUCUUCUCCUGUUCAUAACUGAUGUCCCCAGUUUGAACUGUGUAACAUACAGACGUUAUUUCUCUGAGACAGAACCUGUCUUUGGUAUAAAAGGGUCAAAUGACUGUUGAACUGUUUGUUUGCUCCGUGAUUCAUUUUGAUCUACAGGUAUGUAAACCAACUGAUGAAAUCAGCUGAAGUGUUUCUGUUGUGUCUGUUUCAGUAAUGAUAGUUUCCCUGUCAGUAGAGACACAGCUUUUUUAUCAUGACAAUCUUCUGUAAUAACAUCCUGUUAGCAUGAUUCUGUAUCUUUCAUCUCACCUUAGCUCUUUGUAUGUAAACUUGGACUCUAACAGUCAUUUGAUGAUCCCUGACACUGAUUCUAUACAGUGUCGGUGUAAACCAAUACACCGCCUCACUUUAGCUCCACAUUGUUUCUGCUGGGCUGGGUUUCCCAAAAGUAUUUCGGUUCUCUCCUUCAACAAAGACAGAACUGAACAUGAGUCUUGACACAUGUAUUUUGAAGUCCAUCACGCCCUGAUUAGUCGACCAUGGCUGCUUCUACAUUUUCAUAGACGGGAAACAGUCUCAAACAACACCAAACCACUUUGGCUUUCUCCCUGAUAUCUGAUGAGCAACCUAAACUCACAAAUUUAAUUCUGAGCAUCAGACGGCCCACAAUUCUGAGAACACGAUAAAACCUUUUGUGCACAAGAUCCAAGUCUGAUAUUUUGAGCUUCCAGAGGCUCGUUAGUUUCGUUUUAAUUUUUUUCUAGAUUAGAUUUGAUUUCAUGAUUAAAUUAACAUUAAACUAUCCAGAGGUUUAUCUUCCACACUGUGAUCUAUACUAAUGUUAGCAAUGACAGUUAACUGCAGAGAUUAACUCACCUUGAUCAGGUAGACAUUUUUCACUCUUUAAUGUUAGACAUGAAAUAUCGUGUUUGUAAGAAAAAGCUCCAAUAA
Larimichthys crocea (large yellow croaker) is the source of this 3966-nucleotide messenger RNA. Its product is annotated as inner ear-specific collagen. Bases 43 to 1491 code for a protein of 482 amino acids. The transcript is spliced from 5 exons. The record is from RefSeq and is a predicted model, not a curated record. Gene Ontology annotation, molecular function: protein binding. Lineage: Eukaryota; Metazoa; Chordata; Actinopteri; Sciaenidae.